AUGACAGUAGGACAAAAACUUGUUAAAUUAACUUCUUCCGAAGGAACAGAGUUCAAAGUUGAAAGAAUCAUAGCUGAAAAGUCAAUUUUAUUAAAAAAUAUGCUUGAUGAUGUUGGCGAAAAAAGACAUGUGUCAUCAACAGCAGAUGAUAUUGAUGAUUGGGACGCUGAAUUUUGUAAAGUAGAUCAGGGAACAUUAUUCGAAUUGAUUUUGGCAGCAAAUUAUUUAGAUAUAAAGCCUCUUCUUGAUCUUGCAUGUAAAACUGUUGCAAAUAUGAUUAAAAGCAAAUCACCCGAAGAAAUUAGGAGGACUUUUAAUAUUGAGAAUGAUUUUACACCUGAAGAAGAAGAACAAGUUCGUAAAGAAAAUGAAUGGUGCGACUAA
Molecule: messenger RNA, 384 nt
Organism: Entrophospora sp. SA101
Lineage: Eukaryota; Fungi; Glomeromycota; Glomeromycetes; Entrophosporales; Entrophosporaceae
Source: the annotation of a GenBank genome assembly